AUGGGUUCAAGGCAAAGAUAUCAGAUGCCUGUACUUGAAAUCGAUUUAAAUAAUUCAUGGACAGAUUCUAACAUUCAUAGUGAAGAGGCUCAAGAAGCUGCUACAGAGGAAUUGCAAUAUCAAUUGCCAGAUCUUAAUUGCAUUAUUGAAGAAGGUUUUGUUCUUGACUUCAACCUUAAUCAAAGUCCUCCAACAACUGAGAUAUCCUCAAGUCAAUUCCUUUUUUACUUGAACAAAGAGCCGUGUGCAAAAGAUGAAACAGAAGCAAAUCUCGAAGUGAUAGAAUUGGCGGAACCAAAUUUGAAUGCUGAUAACAACGUUAGUGAUGACAAUCCAAAUUUAGAAGUGGUAGAAGCACAAAGUGGUGGUCGCACAAGGAAACUUAAAACUUUGACCAAUGAAGAACGCAAAAGAAUACAUUGUGCUUUGUUGAAACAAAGUGUUACUGGAAAAGUCAAAAAAGGUACUCUCUUGACAUUGGCAUCAUCUUAUUCAGUUUCACUGAGAACUAUUCAACGUAUUUGGAAACGAGCAAAGGACAGUGGUGAUGUGUGUCAUAGGAAGACAAAAAAUUGUGGACGAAAAAGAGUUCAGAUUGACAUGGUUCGAUUUCGUGAGACCCCCUUAUCAAAGAGGACAUCUAUUCGAUCUUUAGCUUCCGCUUUAGACACAAAUCAGACCUCAUUGUUUAGACUUCUAAAGAUUGGAGUUAUACGGCGUCACUCAAAUGGCAUAAAACCAUAUUUGAAGGAAGAAAACAAAAGAUAUCGACUGCAAUUUUGUUUGUCUAUGCUGGAAAGUUGCAGCAUACCACAUGAUCCAACUUUCAUAGGUAUGCAUAACAUUAUUCAUAUCGAUGAAAAAUGGUUCUACAUGUCAAAGAAGUCUGAAAACUAUUACUUGCUACCAGAUGAGGAAGAGCCAUUACGCACUUGUCAAAGUAAAAAUUUCAUUCCAAAAGUCAUGUUCUUAGCUGCUAUAAGUCGUCCAAGAUUUGAUACACAAAGGACUGAAAUCUUCUCUGGAAAAAUUGGUAUCUUCCCAUACGUCACUCAAGAGCCAGCAAAAAGAACUAGUGUUAAUAGAUCUGCAGGUACAUUAGAAACAAAACCAAUAACUUUGAUAAAUAAAGAAGUUAUAAAAUCGUUUCUAAUUGAAAAGGUGUUACCUGCCAUCAAAGCAAAGUGGCCAAGAAAUUAUCUAAGGCAGCCAAUAUUUAUUCAACAAGAAAAUGCAAGAACUCACAUUGGCAUUGAUGAUGCUGAUUUUUGUCGAGCAGCUACAGAAGAUGGGUUUGAUAUUCGUUUGAUGUAUCAACCAGCAAAUUCUCCGGAUUUAAAUGUCUUAGAUCUUGGGUUCUUUCGUGCAAUUCAGUCAUUACAACACAAGGAAGCACCUACAACAGUUGAUGAACUUGUUAAUGCUAUUGUGAAGUCAUUUGAAGCUUUCUCCACUGUGGAAUCUGAUAAAAUAUUCUUAACACUUCAAACAUGCAUGAUAGAAAUCAUGAAGGCAAAAGGUUCCAACAAAUAUAAGAUCCCAUAUAGUAAGAAAGCAGUGCUAGAAAGAUGUGGCCGACUCCCUACUCGGAUGAAAUGUAAUCCCACAUUAGUGCAAGAAGUUCUUGAUUAUUUAAGUUUUUGA
Molecule: messenger RNA, 1644 nt
Organism: Coffea eugenioides
Lineage: Eukaryota; Viridiplantae; Streptophyta; Magnoliopsida; Gentianales; Rubiaceae
Exons: 2
Coding region: 1-1644 (547 amino acids)
Molecular function (GO): nucleic acid binding
Source: RefSeq, a predicted model, not a curated record